AUGAAUGUGGACACUGUAAAACAUAUGACACAACAACUACAAACCGUGGAAAUUGAUGAAGCUAGGGAAGGCAUUGCCGAAGUAACGAGUAAGUGGAGUAAUCGAGAAAUUAUUAUCAGCGCAUACUAUUGCUUCGAAUUUAUUCAAACAUGUGAAGCAACAGUGAAACUCCCAUUAGGUUUCCAUAUGGUGGCGUCAACGAUGGGUUCAAUCGUGGCAAGGAAACGGGAAGUUCACAAAAACAGAAAUGAUUCGACGGUUCAAAUGCAAGCAAUAACUGCAUAUUCAGCAACGAAUGAAAAGAAUGAUAUAGAACGAUUUUGGAAUCUGGACAUUAUCGGUAUUACCGAGAAAAUUGAUCAAAAGGAUGAUGAGCUGACAGUGAAAGAAUAUGAGAAAAAAGCAACGAUGGAAAAUGGAAGAUAUGCUGCCUGUCUACAUGGAGGAACAGAGAACCCGAACUGCAGUCGAACUUCGGAUUAG
Gongylonema pulchrum is the source of this 483-nucleotide messenger RNA. Lineage: Eukaryota; Metazoa; Nematoda; Chromadorea; Rhabditida; Gongylonematidae. The record is from the annotation of a GenBank genome assembly.